AUGGCGGGCGCAUGUCAAUGUGCGAUUUGUUAUGAGCCGUGUGCUCCUGUAACCUUGCCAUGCUGCGGGAAGGAGGGGUCCACGGUGAUGUAUUGCAGGAACUGCAUGGAGAUCAUUUGUGCCCAGGGAGAUGGUAUUGGCCGAUGCCCCACGUGCCGCCAGUGUUUGAGCAUCGAUGGUGCAGGUGUGCUUUCCAUCUCUGAGAACCGCCAGCAGUGCUUGAUGUGCCGCCAAAUGCAUAUCAUCGUGGGCCGAGGUAUGUGUGAAGCCUGCAAUUUGGGAGACAGAUUUAGUUUUCGCUACGAAUGUGCAAGAUGCCAUCGCAUUCAGGAGAUUCCUCAUCCCAUGUGGCGUUACCAGAAGGGUCCCAGCGACUAUGGCACGGCCAGCUGGGCCUGUCAUCGGGGCUGUGACGCCUUUACGCACUGGCGCAUCAUUCCAGAAGAUGCCACUCAGGUUCCUGCCAUGGAAUGUCCCGAGUCCUGGGGACGGCGCGAAGAAUGGCUGGAAGACGCGACAGGGCGGCCCUGUUCAUGGCAGCCGUGGCAGCCGCAGCGGCCCAGGAGACUGCACGCAGAGCUAAAGACUGGCCGCGGUUGGGAGAAAGCUGUUGCGGUUGGGAUGGGUGCGGGUUAA
Cladocopium goreaui is the source of this 636-nucleotide messenger RNA. NCBI's taxonomy places the organism in Eukaryota, Dinophyceae, Suessiales, Symbiodiniaceae. The record is from the annotation of a GenBank genome assembly.